Molecule: messenger RNA, 908 nt
Organism: Coprinopsis cinerea okayama7#130
Lineage: Eukaryota; Fungi; Basidiomycota; Agaricomycetes; Agaricales; Psathyrellaceae
Exons: 5
Coding region: 72-908 (278 amino acids)
Source: RefSeq, a predicted model, not a curated record
GCAUACACGCCGUCUUGUUCAUCAUUUGUGUUUAUUUCCUGCUCGUUCGAACCAUACGCCUGCAAUGGACCAUGCUCAGUGGGAUAGUCAUCAUGUUCCUCCUCGCCACGGCCGACGUCGCAUUCUCUUUCCACACCCUUCUCGGAAGAACUCACGUUGUGAUUCGGGGGACGACCUUGACAUUUCUAGAGAGGGUAUAUCCAAAAUACCUAAUCUACGUCACGAACAAUUUCAUUGCUGUUGUACUGAUGAUCACAAGAUUCUACGUCGUUUGGGGUCAGCGGAAGUACCUAUUGGUAGUGGCGGGCGUCCCACUCCUGGUCGUGACUGGCCUAGGAUACGCGUCGCACAUUCGAGAACCGGAAACGCUUCGCAGAUUCGUUCCAAUAUUCUUUUUGAUCAACCUCGUCUUGAACAACGUGUUGACCUUUCUGACCGCUACUCGAAUUUUCUGGAUCUCAACAAGCUCGAGCGAUGUCCUUGGUAGGAGAGUCAAGCAAUACCGAGUCACAAGUGCUGUUAUAGUUGGGCAAAACCUCAACACCUCAUUUAGCGUGGAAUCCGGUGUCUUGUACAGCAUUUCAAUGCUCUUGGUCAUUGCGAUUGCUUCUACCCCUUGGAUUACCCUUGCAACCGCCAUGAUGCUCCGCAUCGUAUGCAUUGCCCCUGUCCUCAUCGUCGCCCAGAUCGCCGUUGGCCACGCCACUAGAAAUCCCAACAAAAUCCACGCCAGGACGGAACCGCACGCUGGUACUUCAAUCGUUCUGGACACAAUUAUCCGCACAGACAUCCCGGAUGAUCUCUCGAUGGAAGUAACCUCGACUGCACCUGGUCAGGUCAACGAGGAAUCUGGGGUAGAGGAGCGGGAAGAAGUGAAGAAAAGCAGGCUUGGGCCCAGUCUUGGGUAG